AUGAAAAUUUCCGAUAAGCGUAAGUUUGAAAAAGCAAACUUUGAGGAGUUUGAGUCCGCUCUAAAUAACAAAAACGACUUGGUACAUUGUCACUCAAUAACUUUAUUUGAAUCGAUCCGCACGGAAGUGCGAUCAUUCUACGAAGACGAAAAGUCUAGCCUAAUCAAGGUGGUAAAAUACAGAACCGAUGCAAUGGAUAGGAAAAGAUCUUUUGAAAAAAUUGUCAUUCCCGUCAUGGUUAAAAAAAAUGUACAAAAGUUUCUGACGUUUGUUGAAGACGAACCAGAUUUCCAGAGCGGACCCAUCCCUUCAAAGUAUCUUAUUCCCAAGAAAAUCAACUUGAUGGUCUACACGUUGUUUCAAGUACAUACUUUGAAAUUUAAUAGGAAAGAUUACGAUAUCCUUUCUCUUUUUUACCUCAACAGAGGAUACUAUAGUGAGUUGAGUUUUCGUGUCCUGGAACGUUGUUACGAAACUGCGAGUUCCAGGCCGAACGACAGCUCUACGAUGCGUACUUUCACCAACUUUGUUUCUGGCACGCCUAUUGUAAGGAGUCUUCAGAAAAGCACCAUAAGGAAAUAUGGAUACAAUUUGGCACCCUACAUGUUUUUGUUACUACACGUAAAUGAGCUUUCGAUUUUUUCCGCAUAUCAAGCAAGUUUACCUGGCGGUAAGAAAGUCGACACAGAGCGGCUGAAACGUGAUCUAUGCCCACGUAAACCCACUGAGAUAAAGUACUUUUCACAGAUAUGUAACGAUAUGAUGAACAAAAAAGACGGAUUGGGUGAUAUUUUGCAUAUUAUCUUGCGAGCAUGUGCGCUUAAUUUUGGGGCGGGACCCCGUGGUGGUGCUGGUGAGGAAGAAGAUCUAUCUGUUGCGAAUGAACAAUCCGUUAUUCCCUCUGUGGACGAACAUGGCUUAAAAGUAUGCAAGUUGCGCAGUCCUAACACUCCACGAAGGCUCAGAAAAACACUAGAUGCCGUGAAAGCUUUAUUGGUGUCUUCUUGUGCUUGCACCGCAAAGGAUUUAGAUAUAUUUGAUGACAACAACGGCGUUGCGAUGUGGAAAUGGAUCAAAAUUCUGUACCACGAAGUAGCACAGGAAACCGCGCUGAAGGACUCUUAUAGAAUAACUUUGGUACCUUCUUCUGAUGGUAUAUCAGUAUGUGGAAAACUGUUUAAUCGCGAGUAUGUCCGCAGCUUUUACUUUGCAUGCAAGGCUCAGUUUGACAACCUUUGGGAAGAGUUGAACAAUUGCUUUUAUAUGCCUACAGUGGUUGAUAUUGCCAGUCUCAUUUUGCGUAAUCGAGACGUGUUGUUCAGAGAGCCAAAGCGAGGAAUUGACGAGUAUCUGGAAAACGAUUCUUUUCUUCAAAUGAUACCUGUUAAAUAUCGUGAAAUUGUGCUGCCAAAGUUGAGAAGAGAUACUAACAAAAUGACCGCGGCUCUUAAAAAUAAAGUGGCUGUUGCAAUUGACGAGCUUACGGUGCCACUUAUGUGGAUGAUCCAUUUUGCCGUAGGAUACCCUUACCGGUAUCCAGAGCUUCAGCUACUCGCUUUUGCCGGUCCUCAGCGCAACGUAUACGUCGACGAUAUAACAAGGCGCAUCCAACUAUACACUGAUUAUAACAAGAACGGUUCAUCGGAGCCUCGACUAAAGACACUUGACGGACUCACUUCAGAUUACUUGUUUUACUUUGUCACUGUGCUAAGGCAAAUGCAGAUAUGUGCGCUUGGUAACAGUUAUGACGCCUUUAAACACGAUCCUUGGAUGGAUGUCGUGGGGUUUGAGGAUCCAAAUCAAGUAACAAAUCGAGAUACUUCGAGGAUAGUUUUGUAUUCCUACAUGUUUCUGAAUACCGCUAAGGGCUGUCUCGUUGAAUAUGCAACUUUUCGACAGUACAUGAGGGAACUUCCGAAGAAUGCACCUCAGAAGCUGAAUUUUCGGGAGAUGCGCCAGGGGUUGAUUGCCCUAGGGCGGCACUGCGUAGGUAGCAGAUUUGAAACAGAUUUGUACGAGUCGGCGACGAGUGAACUCAUGGCCAACCAUUCCGUUCAAACAGGGCGAAACAUUUACGGUGUGGAUUCCUUUUCGUUAACCAGUGUCAGUGGAACGACCGCCACUUUAUUGCAGGAGCGAGCUUCCGAGCGCUGGAUUCAAUGGUUAGGCCUUGAAAGAGACUACCAUUGUUCCUUCUCCAGUACUCGGAAUGCGAGAGAUGUAGUAGCAGCAGUAGCAGGCGAAGCGAGUUCAGAUCAUCAUCAAAAUUUUUUGAGUGCAACGCGAAAAAGGCCCCGAGAGCCCAAGAGCACAAACGAUAUCCUCGUCGCAGGUCGGAAACUUUUUGGCAGAUCCUUUGAAUUCAGGGACUUGCAUCAGUUGCGCUUAUGUUAUGAAAUAUACAUGGCAGACACACCCUCUGUGGCAGUACAAGCCUCACCGGGCUAUGGUAAGACGGAGUUGUUUCAUCUUCCCUUAAUAGCACUCGCGUCCAAGAGCGACGUGAAACAUGUGUCGUUUCUGUUUGUACCGUACACAGUGUUGCUUGCUAAUUGCAUGAUCAGGUUGCGCCGAGGCGGUUGCUUGAAUGUGGCCACUGUAAGAAACUUUAUUGAAGAGGGUUACGAUGGUGUUACUGAUUUAUACGUGGGGAUCUACGAUGACCUUGCUAGCGCCAACUUCACAGACAGGAUAGCUGGGUGGGAUAAUAUUGUUGAGUGCACCUUUAGGACCAACAAUGUAAAGUUGGGUUACCUCAUUGUAGAUGAGUUUCACAACUUGGAAACGGAGGUCUACCGGCAGCCGCAAUUUGGGGGCAUAAGGAACCUCGAUUUUGACGCUUUCGAGAAAGCAAUCUUUUUGAGCGGCACAGCACCUGAGGCUGUAGCUGAUGCUGCGUUGCAGCGCAUAGGGCUUACGGGACUGAGCAAGAAAUCGAUGGACAUCAACGAGCUCAAACGGUCGGAAGACCUCAGCAGGGGUUUAUCCAGCUAUCCCACACAGAUGUUCAAUCUGAUUAAGGAGAAAUCUGAGGUGCCUUUAGGGCAUGUGCAUAAAAUUUGGAAAAAAGUGGAAUCACCUCCCGAAGAAGCACUGAAGCUUCUUUUAGCCCUGUUUGAAACUGAACCAGAGUCGAAGGCCAUUGUAAUUGCUAGCACAACCAAACAAGUGGAAGAACUGGCCUGCUCUUGGAGGGAGUAUUUCAAGGUGGUAUGGAUACACGGGAAGCUGGGUGCUGCGGAAAAGGUGUCUCGCACGGAGGAGUUUGUCACUGACGGUGGCAUGCGAGUUCUCAUCGGAACAAAAUUAGUGACUGAAGGAAUUGACAUUAAGGAAUUGAUGAUGGUGAUCACGCUUGAUAAUAGACUUAAUAUUAUUGAGCUCAUUCAAGGCGUGGGAAGACUAAGAGAAGGAGGCCUCUGUUAUCUAUUAUCUAGAAAAAACAGUUGGGCGGCAAGGAAUCGUAGGGGUGAAUUAUCACCAAUUAAGGAAGGCUGUAUAACCGAACAGGUACGCGAGUUUUAUGGACUUGAAUCAAAGAAAGGAAAAAAGGGCCAGCAUGUUGGAUGCUGUGGCUCCAGGACGGACCUGUCGGCAGACACAGUGGAACUGAUAAAGAGAAUGGACAGAUUGGCUGAAAAUCAGGCCACAGCCUCCAUGUCGGUUGCUGCGUUACCGUCUAGUUCACAAGAGAGAAGUAGUAGUGACAGGUACAGAGAUUAUUGCAGCAGCGAUGAGGACAGCAACGCGGGCAUUCAUGAUAGUACCAAUGCUAGUACCAAUGCUAGUACCAAUGCUAGUACUAAUGCUAGCACCAAUGCUAGCACUAACGCCAGUACUAAUGCUAGCACCAAUGCCAGUACUAAUGCUAGCACUAAUGCUAAUACUGCUGAUAGUACCAAUGCUAAUACUGAUGCUAAUACUGCUGAUAGUACCAAUGCUAGGACUAGUGCUGUUACCACCGCCAGCACCAACGUCAGGACUAGUGCUGUUACCACCGCCAGCACCAAUGCUAGGACUAGUGCUAAUACUGCUGAUAGUACCAAUGCUAGGACUAGUGCUGUUACCACCGCCAGCACCAAUGCUAGGACUAGUGCUGUUACCACCGCCAGCACCAAUGCUAGGACUAGUGCUGUUACCACCGCCAGCACCAAUGCUAGGACUAGUGCUGUUACCACCGCCAGCACCAAUGCUAGGACUAGUGCUAAUACUGCUGAUAGUACCAAUGCUAGGACUAGUGCUGUUACCACCCGCCAGCCACCAAUGCUAGGACUAGUGCUAAUACUGCUGAUAGUACCAAUGCUAGGACUAGUGCUGUUACCACCGCCAGCACCAAUGCUAGGACUAGUGCUGUUACCACCGCCAGCACCAAUGCUAGGACUAGUGCUGUUACCACGCCAGCACCAAUGCUAG
Saccharomyces mikatae IFO 1815 is the source of this 4413-nucleotide messenger RNA. RefSeq lists its product as uncharacterized. Bases 1 to 4413 code for a protein of 1470 amino acids. Gene Ontology annotation, molecular function: nucleic acid binding; ATP binding. NCBI's taxonomy places the organism in Eukaryota, Fungi, Ascomycota, Saccharomycetes, Saccharomycetales, Saccharomycetaceae. The record is from RefSeq and is a predicted model, not a curated record. The transcript has a single exon.